AUGGAUAAGAACGUAGAUUACUUCAUCGAGCACCUCCCAUAUUUCGAUGGCCUUGACCUGGCGGCGCUUGCCCAGGCCCAGGCGCGCGCGGCGGCCGUAUAUGGCGGGCAGGUUGACGCGGUGAUGCAGAUUACCAAGGAAGAUAUGCAGAGGGCGUGGGACAACCCGGACAAGUACCACUCGCAGAUCGGCAACUUCUUCAACGGCUCAUCUUUCGCGUUCAACACAAACCGUCCUCCCUUCGACGAUGUUCGGAUGCGCAGGGCAGUUCACCUCGUGGUGGACAAGAUGACGCUGCAUGAACUGACGUUCCAAGACAAACGGGCGGCUCGCCGUACUCACGAUCCGGCGACGAGCUUGCGACGAUUCCGGGAUACCGCAUCUCCAACGGCAGAGGACAUCGCCGAGGCCAAGCGACUGCUGGCCGAAGCGGGAUAUCCUGACGGGGCCGGACUCAACGUAUCCUUCCUGCAGCGAGGCAACCAGCCCAAUGCGGCCGUCGCCGCCAUCCAGGACAUGAUCAGGAAGAACCUCAACGUCGAGAUGAAAAUCGAGCUUAGUGAUGAAGGCGGAUACUACGACCGGGUCCUGAACAAGGACUUCGACACGACCGGAACAUUCACAGCCGCCGAGAUAAUAGAUCCGGGUCCGUGGUUCACUCGAUUCCUAGCGGAUGGCGGUAGCUGGAAUUACGGUGGGUGGUCCGACCCAAGAACCAAUGCGUUGAUGAAGCAGAUCAACGAAGAGCAGGACGUAGAAAAGCGGGUUGAGCUGGUGCGCGAAAUGCAGCUCCUGCUGGACGAGACCGUGCCGAUCAUGCUUUACGGCUACGCCGGCGGUUACGACAUAUACCGUACCUACCUGGGUGGCCCGGGCAUGACCGACAUUUAUUACGGCGGAUACAAUUCGAUGCACCGCCGCUGGACGCAUAUAUGGUUCGAGCGAGACCGCGAGUAG
Molecule: messenger RNA, 957 nt
Organism: Geodia barretti
Lineage: Eukaryota; Metazoa; Porifera; Demospongiae; Tetractinellida; Geodiidae
Source: the annotation of a GenBank genome assembly